CAUACACAGUGUUUCAGGAAGAGAAAGAACUAGAUAGAGAGUAAUAUAUGUCUUUCCAGAGACAAUGAACUAAACUACUUAACUUAUUUAAUUGUUGUUGUUAAUUUCAGACACAUUUGCGCACACAGUAAGUCAUGGAGGAUGACGUAGAUGAAGCGAAUUGGACUUUUACUAACAUUUCACUAGAUGAUGAAACAGCUGACGGAGAACAAACAGUGCUGCGCUUCAGACCAGAGGAAGAGUACAGCAACAUGAACUGCGAGAUUGAUGGAGAUAUGGAGAACCAGGUUGAGCAGGAGGAGAAGUCGAGACUCAUAAACCAAGUGCUGGAGCUUCAACACACACUUGAAGAUCUCUCCGCGCGUGUGGAUGCUGUAAAAGAGGAGAACCUUAAGCUCAAAUCGGAGAACCAGGUUCUCGGGCAGUACAUAGAGAAUCUCAUGUCCGCCUCCAGCGUGUUUCAGACCACCGACACCAAAAGCAAACGAAAAUAAGUGACCGUGUGGAUCACGUCAGCUUUAUCCACACCAUUCAUACUACUAGCCUGUACAGAAGCUGCUGUUUGUUUUGUAUUUAUUUUGUUGUAAUAUCAUACUGAGGCAUCUUUCAGCAUGGAUUUGCUAAUACUUGAAUGGACUGAGCUGCUGCCUCUCUGUCAGCCAACUGUGUUACAAGACCUAAAAGGAUGCAUGUUGCAGUUUGUGAACAGAUAAGUGCCGAUGUGGUGUAAUAGCACCACUUCUGUAUAAUUCACUUAGUACAUAACCAAUCUCAGACCCUCUCAUUGACUUCACCUUUUUAAGUACUAGAAAGCCAAAGUCUGGUGUUAUUGAGUUCUUUCGAAAAGAUUUGAGCCGUUUUAGCUUUUCACUACUAACAUUUACAUUUAAAAUGUAUUAUGUUAAUGUGAGUUCAAAGCAAGCACAGACUGUACACUGAUAUGUUCCCUUGAAAGCGCAUGUCCAUAACUCAAAACUAAAUUGCACGAUUUAAAAGGCUAAGAAUGAAUAUCCAAAAGAAUCCUCCCUCACUUAGUGUAUCUUUUUGUUGAACCAAGGUCUACGUUCCCGAUAAUUUCCAUGGCAGUUGCUCAGCUGGCAGGGAAAAUAUGCAAUUUGAAUUCUGCCAUAUAUAAAACGUGGUCCCUUAUCCAUAUUUAAGUACUUUUAAAAUUAAGAGUAAUUCCAUUUGUAAGAGACCUUGAGACACUGAAUUGCAUGGCUUUAUCUUAAAAGAUCUGACUAGUGCACAAACCCGACAUCUUUUGUGUAGGAUCAUAGACCAGUGUUAAAAACGGCAGCAUUGUGUUGUAGAGUUCGCUUUUCAUGGUCACACGUCCUUUGGAUCAACUUAAAAUGGAUGAAAUAGAUGGAUUUGAGCUUUUACUGCUUUCAAAGAUUGAAGUGAGGUUGCUGAGUGAUAUUGAUCCAAUUGCUCCAAAGCGUCUGCUUGAGCGACAUUUAUGAACCUGGAUGCUCUGCUCUUUGCUCAGAGUUUGUUGAUGCAAAUUGUACUUCAUAUGAAUUAUUGACAUGACACUGAAGGACCUGCCACAACACUACAUACUCUGUUCAGUAUUUCUUUUGUGAAAAAUUUCAUUUAUGUAAUUUAUACCUGCCUUUUCUGAAAGUGUACAUUUUAUUUUGUAACAAUUAUGCCUUUAAUAAAAUAAUUUGCCUUUGCACAUAUGAGUAAACUGUUCCUGGUUGAAGUCACGCGCACAGAGGUUUAUAGUAAAUAUUUAUUUCCAAGAGCAAUGAACAGUUCGCAAACAUGUAAACAAAAGGCUGUCCUCGUAAGGCUCAACACACAACCUAAAAAAAGCAGAAAAACAAAACUGUUCAUCACUUGAAAAACAACCUGUUUGUUUCCAAAGCUCUAUGGUUUCAUAGAUGGCGGUCAGUCUGAUGUCAGUGGGAGUGUUUUCAGUGUGCUUACGACUGGCUCUGCGGUUAGAGUGU
Molecule: messenger RNA, 1961 nt
Organism: Pimephales promelas (fathead minnow)
Lineage: Eukaryota; Metazoa; Chordata; Actinopteri; Cypriniformes; Leuciscidae
Gene: scoca
Product: short coiled-coil protein a
Cellular component (GO): trans-Golgi network
Source: RefSeq, a predicted model, not a curated record